Molecule: messenger RNA, 873 nt
Organism: Triplophysa rosa
Lineage: Eukaryota; Metazoa; Chordata; Actinopteri; Cypriniformes; Nemacheilidae
Product: gap junction beta-3 protein-like
Exons: 2
Coding region: 124-873 (249 amino acids)
Biological process (GO): cell communication
Cellular component (GO): connexin complex
Source: RefSeq, a predicted model, not a curated record
GGAGUGCUGUGCAAGGUUAUAAAGAUGGACAACUUGUAGAUUUAGUUCAUCAUUUUCCAUCCAUUCACUUAUUGGCCGUGUCCUAAGACCUCAUCUAAAAGUUUCAUCUGUGACCCCCUCCUGAUGGACUGGAAGUCUCUUGAAGCGCUCCUCAGUGGGGUGAAUAAAUACUCCACGGCUUUCGGGCGCAUCUGGCUCACUCUGGUGUUCGUGUUCCGCGUCAUGGUGUUUGUCGUGGCCGCCGAGCGCGUGUGGAGCGACGAGAAUCACAACUUUGACUGCGACACCAAAAGACCGGGCUGUCCCAACGCCUGCUAUGACUAUUACUUCCCCAUCACCCACACGCGCCUGUGGGCUCUGCAGCUUGUGUUUAUCACCUGUCCCUCCUUUCUGGUGGUGAUGCACGUGUGGUACCGCGAUGAGCGCGAGCGCAAAUACCGAGUCAAACACGGAGAGGGCGCCAAACUCUACGACAACACGGGACAGAAGCACGGGGGGCUGUGGUGGACCUACCUGCUCAGCCUCGUCGCCAAGACGACCAUCGAGGUGAUUUUUCUCUACCUGUUGCAUAUGGUAUAUCAUAACUUCGACAUGCCCCGCAGCGUGCAGUGUGACGUGGAGCCAUGCAGGCAUGUCACGUGUUACAUCGCGCGCCCCACCGAGAAGAAAGUUUUUACGUAUUUUAUGGUGGGAGCAUCGGCUGUGUGUAUCGUGCUGAACAUCUGUGAGAUGUUUUACUUGAUCUCUAUGCGCAUCCUACACUGCUGUCAGACCACAUCGGGCAGUAGAAAAUCAGAAUGUGUCGCCUGUAAUACCAUCAAACUUGUGGAUUACAAACCGACGUAUUCAGUAAAAGAAAGCAAGCAGUCAUAA